Messenger RNA from Electrophorus electricus (electric eel), 2362 nucleotides. RefSeq names its product SLU7 homolog, splicing factor (gene slu7). Gene Ontology annotation, cellular component: spliceosomal complex. The record is from RefSeq and is a predicted model, not a curated record. NCBI's taxonomy places the organism in Eukaryota, Metazoa, Chordata, Actinopteri, Gymnotiformes, Gymnotidae. Gene Ontology annotation, biological process: mRNA splicing, via spliceosome. Gene Ontology annotation, molecular function: pre-mRNA 3'-splice site binding.
ACUCAUGUAGAAAUUCCAUUUUAUGUCUCUGUGAUAAUCACGUAAGCCAUGUUAAUUUAGCUCCAGUGGUGUUUGCCAGUAUAUUUCAAAAGAAACGUUAUAGCCAACCCUGGCCAUUAGAGUCUAAAACCCAAGGGACUUUUAUUGAAGCAAAUCUAAUGGUAAGGAACCUAUCCGGAAGUGCGUAGAGCUUCUCAGGUAUUACAUGCUUGUAAACAACUAGAGUGCUAGAGUUUAAAGCGUAUCGUGGUUGUUUGUUCAUUACAGAAGUCAAGUCGCUAGCUACGUUUUAAGUUUAAUCGUUGCCCCCACUGUUGUGGCCAGACCUGUGUGAUUCACCUGCGCCCUUAAAGCAAUGUCUAACGAAGCUGAAAAGGAGACGGGUCAGGAAGGGGUGAUGGACCUGGAGGAGCCCAAGAAAAUGACAAGAGAAGACUGGAGGAAGAAGAAAGAGCUCGAGGAACAACGAAAAUUGGGAAACGCUCCAGCUGAGGUCGACGAAGAGGGAAAGGACAUCAACCCUCACAUUCCGCAGUAUAUUGCAUCUGUCCCAUGGUACAUUGAUCCCUCAAAGAGACCUACGCUAAAGCAUCAAAGACCUCAAGCAGAGAAACAGUACAACUUCUCAGCUAUUGGAGAGUGGUAUAAGAGGGGUGUUCAGGAUAAACCUGUUAGCACAAAGUUCAGAAAAGGGGCCUGUGAGAAUUGUGGUGCCAUGACCCAUAAGAAGAAGGACUGUCUUGAGCGGCCUAGAAAGGUCGGGGCCAAGUUUUCUGGUACUGAAAUUGCCCAAGAUGAGCACCAACAGAUUCAGCUUUCUCUGGACUAUGAUGGCAAGAGAGACCGUUGGAAUGGCUAUGAUCCAGACGAACACAUGCGCAUUGUGGAGGAGUAUUCAAAAGUUGACCUGGCCAAACGCACUUUAAAAGCUCAGAGGCUCCAGGAGGAGUUGGCCACAGGCAAGCUGGUGGAUCAAACAGAGAGAGAGCACAACAGUGAGGAUGAGGAUGAGGAUAAAUACGCGGAUGAUAUCGACAUGCCCGGCCAGAACUUUGACUCCAAGAGACGCAUCACUGUGAGGAAUCUGAGAAUCAGGGAGGACAUUGCUAAGUACCUCAGAAAUCUGGACCCAAAUUCAGCUUACUACGACCCAAAGACCCGAGCCAUGAGAGAAAACCCUUAUUCCAACACUGGCAAAAACCCAGAAGAGGUGGGUUAUGCUGGAGACAACUUUGCCCGCUACACUGGGGACACAAUCAGCAUGGCACAGACACAACUGUUUGCCUGGGAAGCAUACGAGAGGGGCACGGACGUGCACCUGCAGGCUGACCCCACCAAACUUGAGCUGCUGCACCAGUCGUACAAGGUCAAGAAAGAGGACUUCAAGGGCCAGCAAAAAGAAAGCAUCCUGGAAAAGUAUGGUGGGCAGCAGCAUUUGGAGGUGCCUCCACGUGAGCUACUGCUGGCACAGACGGAGGACUAUGUGGAGUACUCGCGACACGGUGCGGUCAUUAAGGGGCAGGAGAAAGCCAUCGCCCGCUCCAAGUACGAGGAAGACGUCCUGAUCAACAACCACACUUGUAUCUGGGGCUCUUACUGGAAAGAUGGCAUUUGGGGCUAUAAAUGCUGCCAUUCACUGGUCAAACAGAGUUAUUGCACUGGAGAAGCUGGCAAGAAGACAACGAGCUCAUGUGUUCCUUUCGAGGAAGGGUUAGAAGAUGAGUUGAAAGAGGAGGUGCCAAAGACACUUUUAGAGUUGCACCAAGAAAAGAUAAAAGAGAAGAAGAAGAAGAAUAAGAAACAUAAGAAGAAGGGUGGUGACAGCAGCGAUGAGGAAGAUGACUCUAAGAAGAAAGAGAAACUGAAGAAGGCUCUGGAUGCAGAGGAAUAUCGGCUAAAGCAGGUGGCAGAGAUGAUGCAGGUGGAUGAGAGGAAGAGGCCAUACCACAGCCUGAAGGAGGUGCGGGAGCCGACCGAGGAGGAGAUGGAGGCCUUCCGUAUGAAGCGCAGUCGACCCGAUGACCCUAUGGCCUCCUUCCUCAGCCAGUGAUGGGGAGGCAGCCCAGGGCUUUAGCCUUGAUUUUUCUUUCUUUUUUUUGUGACCUCUACAUUCUUGGCCCUUGCUGCAUAAGUUACAUAAGUUAACUGGCCAAUCUAGCCAGUUCAUGUAAGGAAAACGUUUUGGAUUUCAUCCAAAUUAGCUAAGUGAGCUGAGUCCUUUUUCGGUUUUAGUGUGACGGUAUGUGAUUAGCAGUCCUACAGAAACCUGUAAAUAGUGCUUUGCUAAAUGAACCGUGGUAAUUUGAUGUUUUCAUCUCUCCUUGUAUCUUUUUGUAAUAAUAUAAAAAUCUUUAUCCAUGUA